Thrips palmi is the source of this 906-nucleotide messenger RNA. RefSeq names its product growth arrest-specific protein 1-like. Gene Ontology annotation, biological process: regulation of cell cycle. The coding region runs from base 1 to 906 and encodes 301 amino acids. The transcript has 4 exons. The record is from RefSeq and is a predicted model, not a curated record. NCBI's taxonomy places the organism in Eukaryota, Metazoa, Arthropoda, Insecta, Thysanoptera, Thripidae.
AUGCUGGCGGCAGCGCUGUCGGGCGGCCAGCCGCCGGCGGACAGGCCCAGGUCGCCGUCGUCGGAGUGGUCGUCGGAGAGGUCGCCGCCGCCGGGCCACCCCCUGCUUGACGUGCUGGACAGCAACCGCGACGCCAGGAGGCCGCCGAGCUGCGAGGAGGCACGGCUCAAGUGCGCGUACCGGACGGGCUGCGGGCGCGCGCUGCAGGCCUACAUCGUGGGCUGCUCCUCGCUGCACCACGGCCCGCCGGGCCACUGCCCCGAGGCCUGCCAGCAAGCCCUCAUCGCGCUCACCUCCACGGACGAGGGCAAGGACCUCAUGACGUGCCAGUGCGCGGACGAGCUGUGCGAGGAGACCAAGCGGCGCGUCGAGGUGUGCCGGCCCGCCGUGGUGCGCGCCACCAGCAACGAGUCGGCAGUGUCGUGCCGCGUGGCGCAGCUCAUCUGCGGCGCGGACGCGCUCUGUUCCACGGCCCUGGACUACUACCACCUGCACUGCCGGAAAAUGUUCCUGGGCCACCGGUGCAGCAAGCGCUGCAAGAACUCCAUCUCCAUCCUCAGGCGGCAGGAGAAGGCCGCCAAGCUGGACUCGUGCUGGUGCGACGGCCGCGAGGACUACGACUGCCCCGCCAUCCGCGCCAACAUGGCCCGGCUGUGCUUCCACCAGGAGCCGCCGCGGCCGCCGCCCGACGCGCUCCCCGGCGACGUGGACACCAACGAGCUGCUGCCCAAGCGCGACGGCGGCGUGACAAAAAUGGAAAAUGGUGCUAAUUUUGAAGAUAGAAGUGACUUGUCUUUGUUUGUUCUAGAAUGUGAUCAAAUGUAUAGUAAUUGUUUUUAUAAAGCUGUAGUUUGCCCUACUGCCGUUCUGUGUAUGUAUCACAAUCACAGAGGUAUUUUUGUGUGA